AUGGCUGGUGCAACAGCGGGCUUCGCAAGUGACUCCGGCAUGGCUCUUGGCCAGCUCAUCUAUGAGCUGACCAAACCACAACAUCGACUAGGGGAUGGCCACCGCUUAAGUGUGUUGAUUAUCAUCAACAACGAUACUGAUUACACCCUACAACGAUCCUACUCCGGAUUCUCAUACGGACAGUGGCAUAAUGGAUCAAAGUAUCCAGUGUCCGAAGGUCCAGUAACUAUAGGACCCAGGAGCACUGGAUUGUGCAUGGCUGAGCAGAAAAAAGAAGGAUCCAUGAAAGGGAUCACAGGGAAUCUAGAUUAUCAAAUCGUAUCUGGAAUUGACCAAAACCGCAGUCGAUUUCUGAAAAUGAGCUUCGACAACCCAAACUAUUCAUCGACAAACACAUUCAGCGCGUCUACAGAUGCUACAGAACUGACCAUGGAUUACAACAAUCCACAAGGAACGGAUGUCGAUUUUGAGGUCUCGCUAACAGUGAGCGCUGAAAAUCCUAUUAAGGUUGAAGGUGCAUAUUUAUCCGGGAGCCCUUCUGCUGUCGCACACGAUGACGGCAAGCUCUAUUGUUUCCAUCGCGGACAGAAUAAUGAUGACGGCCUCUGGUACUCCGUAUAUGAGCAGAGUGGGACCGGCAAUUGGAAUUGGCGGAACGAAAAAAACUGUGGGGAUGCUAGGCUUUGCUACAGUCCAAGUGCGAUAUCAUUCAAGGGCAAGAUCUAUGUUUUCUAUCAAGGCACACAAAAGAUUGGACAACUUUGGUAUAGCGUGUUGUCAUCAGACGGAACAUGUUCAGGGCCCAAGAGGAUCGAAAACAGUGGAAUGUCGUUCUCUCCGAGUGCUUGCGUUUAUAGAGACAAAAUUUACAUCUUCUAUCAGGGCUAUGGCGAAAACGGGAUAAUCACCUACAAUUCAUCUAGUGAUGCCCAGAACUGGGAAGGCGAGCACAAGGUGGAAAAUAAUACCAUCUCUGAGUCACCAUCCGUUGUUGUCCACCACGAUAGGCUGGGUUGCUUUUACCAAGGUGCGAAUUAUAGUGGUGGACUAUGGUCGUGUGACUUCAAUGGGGUGACUUGGGAAUCGCACGUCAAUGUUGGGGAAACACUCCUCUCAGCAAGUCCCUCGGUCGUGUUUGACAAAGAGAAGGAGAGAUUUUGCGUAUUCCAUCAGGCAUCUGGCGGAGUCCACAAAAUUUGGUGCAACAAAUAUGAUUGGAAGGCAAACAAAUGGUCUGGAGAUCGCCCAUACUUUCAUCUAUGGACAUCGACCGGUCCUGGCGCAGUAAUCUUCCAAGGCAAGAUUUUUGUUUUCCAUGAAGGAGGGGAUCAUACCCUAUGGUACAAGCUUGUACCGUUGUGA
Molecule: messenger RNA, 1362 nt
Organism: Exophiala bonariae
Lineage: Eukaryota; Fungi; Ascomycota; Eurotiomycetes; Chaetothyriales; Herpotrichiellaceae
Exons: 2
Coding region: 1-1362 (453 amino acids)
Source: RefSeq, a predicted model, not a curated record